GUCAACUGUACAUAGCAACAGAAUUCAUAGUAGGUCCUCGACAAGACCGUACUUGGAGCUAUCGCCCUCUCAUCUGGUACUCCAGCGCGCAAUUGGCCGCCUCGACUUCGCCAUGGAUGUCGUUCUCGAAGUCUUCGACCUCCUGAUAGGGGAUCGAUUGUAUGCGGCAGUCCUUCCGACCACUCUCACCACAUCGCUGUCGCCAGCCCUUUCUACUUUUAUUGAGGACGCGAAUAACACAUUGGCCAUUUUUGGUGAUGCCUCGUCGUAUAAAUAUCAGCCGGCGACGACAUAUCUUUACAUUGAGCCGUCCAAAUACGCUUAUUUGAGUGCCUGGCCGCGCGAUAAUAUUUACAGACAGGCUUUCAGUCUGUUCUUGAUUACAUGGCUUUUCGGAGUUCUCCUAUAUUUCGUCUUCUCCUCCUUAUCCUACGUCUUCGUCUUCGACAAGAAAACCUUCGAUCAUCCCAAAUACCUACGCAACCAGAUCCGCAUGGAAAUCGCCCAAACCAUGGAAUCCAUGCCCAUUAUGUCCAUCCUCACCACCCCAUUCUUCCUCGCUGAAGUCCGCGGUUACGGGAAAAUGUACGACACGUUCGCCGAGGAGCCUUUCCCAUAUUACAGUGUCCUGCAGUUCCCUCUUUUCCUCCUCUUUACCGAUUUCUGCAUCUAUUGGAUUCAUCGUGGUCUUCAUCAUCCAUUGAUCUACAAGAGGCUGCAUAAACCGCAUCACAAAUGGAUCAUGCCCACUCCUUAUGCUUCCCAUGCCUUCCACCCCGUGGACGGUUGGUCGCAGAGUGUCCCGUACCACGUCUUCCCAUUCAUCUUCCCUUUGCAGAAAUGGGCUUACGUCGUGCUUUUCGUCUUUAUCAAUUUCUGGACCAUCAUGAUCCAUGACGGUGAAUAUGUCGCUAAUAGCCCCGUCAUUAACGGCGCCGCAUGCCAUACCAUGCACCAUCUGUACUUCAACUACAACUACGGCCAAUACACGACGCUAUGGGACCGAGUGGGUGGCAGUUAUCGCAAGCCAAAUGAGGAGCUGUUCCAGCGCGAAACCAAAAUGGGCAAGAAAGAAUGGGAGAAACAGGCAAAGGAGAUGGAGGAUAUUUUGCAGACCGUUGAGGGUGACGAUGACCGUCAUUAUUUGGGUGAGGGGGAGAAGAAGAAGACCUCUUAGAUUUGAUGAUUGAUGGAUUGAUUGGUAAGAGGAGGAAUAUGACAUAUAUAUAUAUAUGUUCUGCUGUGUUCUCUCUCUUCGAGAUCAAUGGUUUCACGACCUCACGCCGGCAAUUUUCGUCUCUACCAUGCAUCUGAUUGUAUUAUUAAUAUUCAUUGUAAUUAGUUUCUUUCCCAUUUUUUACGUCGUUUCUACGACAUGUUCUACUGCACUGCAUGUCAUAAUACCUACAGAUUUACAUCUUCUAAACAACUUACUAACUAAUGACUGAAUUAGUUUGAAUUGUCGUCAUGUGUAUGCUAGAUUAAACAGCACAUAGUUCUAGCCCGAGCUGGAAAAAUGAGUAAUAAAAAAACAUGUACACAAAUGU
Molecule: messenger RNA, 1547 nt
Organism: Talaromyces stipitatus ATCC 10500
Lineage: Eukaryota; Fungi; Ascomycota; Eurotiomycetes; Eurotiales; Trichocomaceae
Product: sterol delta 5,6-desaturase ERG3
Exons: 2
Coding region: 113-1177 (354 amino acids)
Biological process (GO): lipid biosynthetic process
Molecular function (GO): oxidoreductase activity; iron ion binding
Source: RefSeq, a predicted model, not a curated record